AUGGCCCAAUUUAAGCAAGAGUUACAGUCAGAAGACUCUUUGGAAAGCAGGUCAGAGGUUGAUAGAUAUCUAGCUGAAAAAUGUGAGGAUGAAGGUGAUAAUUUUGACCUACUAAAUUGGUGGAAGGUGAAUUCAGUUAGAUAUCGCAUAUUUUCAAAGGUUGCACGUGAUGUACUUGCAAUACCGGUAUCUACUGUGGCCUCUGAAUCUACAUUCAGCACUGCAGGUCGUGUACUUGACCCUUUCCGAAGAGAACUUGUUGGGGAAUUGGCUUAUUCUGCAGAAGGAUCAAAUGAAAUGGCUACCGAAUCUGUGAAUCGUGAUCUCAACCUUGAUGGAGAAAUUGAUCGUGAGGAAUUUGCUAAUAGUCAGGGACUGAUUAAACAAUUACCUAAUUAUUAUUUUUGCUCUAUAAUAGAGGAUGCCCAUGAGGAUAGAGAAAAGAGCGGAAUCAUUUUUAAUGAAUCUGAGUACACUAGAAAGUUGCAACAAAAAAUUUCUCUGAUUCAUAUAAACUUGGACAAGGGUAAACUCAUUGAUGGACGAGAAAUAGCUGUUAAAAGGCUGGCAAUUAGGAGCUCAGGGCAAGGUCUUGAAGAGCUCAAAACAGAAGUAGUGUUGGUUGCAAAGUUGUUGCAUCGGAACCUGAUAAGGCUAUUAGGCUUCUGCUUAGAAGAUGGAGAGAAGCUACUUGUCUAUGAAUACUUACCCAAUGGGAGCUUGCAUGAAGUUUUGUUCGAUCAGACAAAACGGUUUUCUUUAGAAUGGGAAAGACGGUACAAAAUAAUUGUUGGAAUUGCUCGAGGACUACUUUAUCUGCAUGAAGAUUCUCAGCUCAGGAUUAUUCACUGGCAUUUGAAACCUAGUAACAUCCUGUUAGAUGAGAACAUGAAUCCCAAAAUCUCUGAUUUUGGUUUGGCUAGACUAUUUGGUGUAAGCCAAACACAAGGCAAUACUAAUAGGAUUGCUGGUACUUUUGGAUACAUAGCACCGGAGUAUGCUAAGAAAGGGAACUUCUCAACUAAAUCCGAUGUCUAUAGCUUUGGUGUCUUAGUACUAGAAAUUGUGGCCGGUCAAAAAAACUCAAGCUUCAGGAAUGGGAUGAAUCUUCAAAGCUAUUGGACAAGACAUGAAGUUUUGAAAUGCAUUCACAGCGGUUUACUAUGUGUUCAAGAAGCUCCUGUGGAUAGACCGAAGAUGUCAGAGAUUGCAACGAUGCUCAGUGGGUACACUGCAAGUAGCUUCCCAGCACCCUCACAACCUGCAUUUUUUCAACUAGUGUGGAAAAUCCAGAAUCAUCUCAAUUAUACGCUGAAGCUUAUAAACCAGAAUCAUCAAAGAAAUCUCUGA
Messenger RNA from Carya illinoinensis, 1350 nucleotides. RefSeq names its product cysteine-rich receptor-like protein kinase 10. Gene Ontology annotation, biological process: protein phosphorylation. Gene Ontology annotation, molecular function: ATP binding; protein dimerization activity; protein kinase activity. The record is from RefSeq and is a predicted model, not a curated record. Bases 1 to 1350 code for a protein of 449 amino acids. The transcript is spliced from 8 exons. NCBI's taxonomy places the organism in Eukaryota, Viridiplantae, Streptophyta, Magnoliopsida, Fagales, Juglandaceae.